Messenger RNA from Rotaria sp. Silwood2, 1209 nucleotides. Lineage: Eukaryota; Metazoa; Rotifera; Eurotatoria; Philodinida; Philodinidae. The record is from the annotation of a GenBank genome assembly.
AUGGUAUCUGCUAUUACCUAUGCCGUGUCUUCAUCGCGUGUAGUCAAUAUUACGAUACACAAUCCAACUGCAGAAAAAUUCAAGAAGCUCUAUGAUCACUAUCCAAAUACACUUAAAUGUCCUUGUUCAUCGCUUACUGUACAAUACGAUGAAUUCGCUAAUUUUCAAGUCACUUUUCAUGAAGUAUGUCAAAGCCUAUUUAUCUCACAAGAGUGGAUUAAUGAAGUCUAUGCCGCCAACGUUUCAUUCAUUCCACCCGAUGAUGUCCGAACAAUUAUUAGCAAUUUUUGGCAAUUAGUUCGUUCAUUCUGUAGUUUGGCAAAAUCUUUUCUUAUUGAUGCAAACAGUGAAUUCAAUUCAAACAAUUUAGUGAGUCUUUUAGCACAACCACAAUUUUUCAUUGAGGCAAACAUCUAUGCAUCUCUGAAUUUUACAUUCGGUGCAAUAUUAGCAAAGCUGAAGCGAUAUAUGCUUAUAUCUCGUGAAGCAACAUUGGUGAAUCAAGCAAUAUCGAGCUUAGGUACUAAUUAUUUCAUUUACUUCAAGGAUGACGAUGGUUAUCUCGAAGCAGGUGCAAAUGCCACUAGUUUUCCAGAUGGUUGUUCUUGUGAAUAUUCGGAUGGAUGUUUACGUCCUGCUAUGAUUUUUGAAGGCAAUGAAAUAUCUGAUUCAAUGACGGUACCAGGCAUUAUGUUCAACUGCUUACCAUUAGAUGCCACACUCUCUUCGUCGUUUGAAUGCUUUUACGAUUCAUGGUGUUUGUCCUUAAUUCAAAAUUUGUCAUCAAGUAAUAUGAGACUAUCACCACUAAAUGGUAGAAGUCGUUUCGAACGCAAUACCACUUUAAUGAUACUUAUAAAUGAACUAAUGAUUGAAGACAUAAUCAUGAAAUACAAUUUUUCAUCCUAUUAUUCUAUUUGCAAUCCUAGAUAUUGUACAUAUUCAUACACUCGUCGAUUCGAUUUAAGUUUUGUCAUUGCAGUCGUUAGUAGUGCGUUUAGUGCUGGAUUACUUGUAUUAAAAUCUAUAGCUCCAUUCUUAGUCAAGCUAGCAUUUAUAAUAAUUGAAUGGAGAAAAAACAAGAAUUCGACAAAUGUUGGCGACAAUCAUCAAACUGCAAGUUCGGGUGAGUUAUUUAAAUUUUGUAAAAAAAAUAUUCAAAAUUCUAUUACAAACAUUUAUUUCCAUAUAAAUAUCAUUCUAAUAUGA